This is a messenger RNA of Eruca vesicaria subsp. sativa (arugula), 381 nucleotides long. Lineage: Eukaryota; Viridiplantae; Streptophyta; Magnoliopsida; Brassicales; Brassicaceae. The record is from the annotation of a GenBank genome assembly.
AUGGCGGAUCAAAGCCCUAAGCCGUUACAGUUCUUCGUGAAGCUCCUCAACGGAAAAUCCGUAACCCUAACGUUCCCCUCUCCGUCAGCCUAUGGCGACCAAAUCAAGCAGCGGAUCUUCAAUCACACUCAGAUCCCAACUCAUCUACAGCGUCUAAUCCACGGAGGCUACCAGAUCUCCGACGGAUCCACCGUCUCCCAAUCCGAUUCCACAGUCAUGAACUUAAAAUAUUAUGUAAUGGUGAUGGAGAGAUUAAAGACUGAACUUCAGUCUCGUGGACUGAAAUGCGGAGGGAGAUUGCAAGAGAGGGCUGCGAGGCUGUUCUUGCUUAAAUCUACACCACUCGAUAUGCUCCAAAAGAAAUUGUUGGCCAAGAAAUGA